CCUACAAAACCCACCUCUCACCUCUCUAUUUCUCUCUCGUUCUCUACAUCUUUUGAUCUCCAUCUUUCUCUCUUUUGAGUCUACAGGUCACAAUCCAGCAAGAACUGCAAAAACCCUAAUUAUGUGAGGUGAAAACUGCUAGGAAGGAAAACUGAUUUCCACCCAAAUAUAUACAUAUCAUGAGUGCCAAUACUAGCAGCAGUGCAAGUGGUGGGGCUGCCGGAAGCAGCAGCGGGAACACUGGCGGAGGGCCAUGCGGGGCAUGCAAAUUCUUGAGAAGGAAGUGUGUGGCUGGCUGCAUAUUUGCACCUUAUUUUGAUUCAGAGCAAGGUGCAGCUCACUUUGCAGCUGUGCACAAGGUGUUUGGAGCUAGUAACGUUUCUAAAUUGCUUCUACACAUUCCGGUUCACAAGCGGCUCGACGCGGUCGUCACCAUCUGUUAUGAAGCUCAAGCUCGGCUCAGGGACCCUGUCUUUGGCUGUGUUGCUCACAUCUUUGCUCUUCAGCAACAGGUGGUGAACUUACAAGCAGAGCUGUCUUACUUGCAAGGCCACCUAGCAACCCUAGAGCUUCCUCCACCACCACCACCAUCGGCACAGCCUCAACCAAUCAUUGCACCGCCUUCGCUCACCAUAGCAGACCUGCCGACGGGUUCAUCAUCAGCACCAGCAACGUAUGACUUGUCGUCACUUUUUGACCCAGUGGUGCAACCGCCGUGGACAAUGCAGCAGCCACGCCAGAUGGAUUCUCAUCAGUUUGGUGCUGCAAGAGCUCCGGCCGAGGCAUCAUCAUCAGCCGGCACCGGUGAUCUUCAAGAAUUGGCCCGGGAACUGCUGCAUAGACAUCGGACGUCCUCCACAGUGCCAUGCAAUGAAGUACUACCUUUGCCACCCCACUCAAAAUGAGACUCUGACCUUAUUGACUAGUAGCAUUAGGUUUUUGCAUUAUGGUCCCCCGGUUAAAUUCGUCCUAAAGGCAAUUUAACUAUGAUUUUUUCUUUUAAUACAAAGGCAAGUAAUUUCUAUGGUUAAUCUACUUAUUUUAUAUUAUUUUCUGUUCAUACUUCAUAGUAUUGUUUUGGCUCGAAUUUAAUUCAAAUUUAGUGUAUACAUGCUUUUGUAGAUC
Coffea arabica (coffee) is the source of this 1125-nucleotide messenger RNA. RefSeq names its product LOB domain-containing protein 30. Lineage: Eukaryota; Viridiplantae; Streptophyta; Magnoliopsida; Gentianales; Rubiaceae. Gene Ontology annotation, biological process: hormone-mediated signaling pathway; positive regulation of DNA-templated transcription. Gene Ontology annotation, cellular component: nucleus. The record is from RefSeq and is a predicted model, not a curated record.